AUGCCUGCUACAACUUCGUUUAAGAAGGAAUUAUUGAAACCGUGUCCAGUUUUAAACCCCACGGAGCACGAAUUCAAUGAUCCGAUUGGAUAUCUUUCCAGCGAACCUAUUGCAAAAUUGGGUUCCUUGUACGGAAUAGUCAAGAUUGUUCCACCACCAAAUUGGAAACCUCCCUUCAAUAUAUCCCCUAAUUUUAAAUUCCAUGUUCGGAAACAAAAGAUCAGUGACUUGGGAUUGACUACGAGAUCACGAAUGUUUUUUAAAGAAAGUAUUAAUCGAUUUUUGAAAAUGAGACGGAAAAAGCAGUUGCGCCUGUCUUUUAAAGUUAAUGGGGUGAAUAUAUACUAUUACGACUUGUUCUUGGAAGUGGAAAAACUAGGUGGUCCUGAGAAUAUGAAUAAGGCUAAAUGGAUCGAGAUUAAUAAGAUCAUGAAUGUUGAUCCUGUGUCAUCUGCCAUUGAACAGGAAUAUAUCGCCAAUGUUAGGUAUUAUGCCAUGUACUUGCACAAUAAGGUUGAUUUUGAGUUUCCAGAAAGUGACGAUGAAGACGAAUUUGACAACUGUUUGAUUUGUGGGAAGCACGAUAAGCCCGAAGAAACUUUACUUUGUGAUAAUUGCGACAACCCAUAUCAUAUGAAGUGUUUGCCUACCCCAUUGACAUCUAUUCCUGCUGCAAAUUGGUAUUGUGAUAAAUGUUUGAUAGGAACAGGCGAAUAUGGAUUUGAAGAAGACCAAGAUAUUAAAUAUUCAAUACCAGAAUUCUACGAAAUGUGUCAUGAAUUUGAUGCCAAAUUUGCUGCAAAAUAUAACAACAAUGAAGCACUAACUGUAGAUGUAAUUGAAGACAAAUUCUGGUCAUUUGUUGAAAAUGAAAAGGUUGAUAUUGAAGUUAAAUAUGGGGCAGAUAUACACAAUUUGAAACCCGGAGAAAUAAGUGGAUUCCCCAUGAAAGACACUCCUGGACUAGACCAUAAUGACCCUUUAACCAACCACUAUAUCAAACAUCCUUUCAAUCUUACAAAGCUACCUUUUGCCAAAGGAUCGCUACUCAAUUACGUAAAUUCUUCAAUAUCAGGAAUGACAGUGCCAUGGAUAUAUAUUGGUUCGUUGUUAUCUACAUUCUGUUGGCAUGUUGAAGAUCAUUAUACUCUUUCUGCCAACUAUUGUCAUUUUGGUGCAACCAAGAAAUGGUACGGCAUCCCCGCUGUACUUGCCGACAAGUUUGAAAAAGUGAUGAGAAAUUCUGCUCCUGAUUUAUUUCAAAAACAACCAGAUUUGUUACAUCAAUUGGUAACAUUGAUGUCUCCUACUAAACUUGUGGAACAUGGUAUACCUGUCACAUAUGCUGAUCAAAAUCCUGGUGAAUUUAUCAUAACGUACCCAAGAGUAUAUCAUGCUGGAUUCAAUUGUGGGUUUAAUUUCAAUGAAGCUGUGAAUUUUACCAUGAGUGAUUGGUUGGAAUUUGGGGAAAAGUCCAUUGGAGAUUACAAAGUUAUUAAGAAGGAGAAUGUAUUUAAUCAUUAUGAGUUGUUGGAAAGCAUUCUCAAAUCAUUCAAUAAACAAAGAGGGAAGAUUCUGGCAAAUCAGAUUGACUUGGUAAACAGGUGCUUGUUGAGUUUUCAGAGAUUUGUUGUUGAUCAGGAAUUUUUAUUACAGAGUAUUGAUAAAUCAAAAUUUGAUUGCCGUUUUGAACCAAAAUAUUUGAAAUGGAAGAAAGAACCUAAUUCAAACCGUGCUUAUGACGAUGAUGAUGAUGAUGAUGAAAACCAUGAUGACUAUGCAUGUGAUUCAUGCAAGACCCACCUUGGAUACCAGUUCUGUGUGCUUAAAUGUAACUUGCCAGAAGUUAAGAAUAUAAAAUCACUCGCAGAAGGAGAGCAAAAGCAAACUCUGAAAGAACUUUCCCCUGAUGUGGAAAUAAUCAAGACCAAUCAAUUAUUGACACCUAAUACUUCUCCAUUAGAGGAGAAACUUAGUUCACCAAAACAAGAAAUGAUUGAAGUGGUUGCUAAUUCUGAAGCUUCACACAAUUUAUCAAGUAUCGGACAAAAGCGUGAAGCAGAAAUGGAUGCUUAUGACAGAUUGAUCCAGGAAGCCAAAAGACAAGCACGUGGAACUGAAGAGAAGGUUAGUGCCGGGAGAAAGUCCAAACGACUAGAAACUAUCCCGAGAAAAUCUUUGAAUGAAGAUGAACUUGAAAAAGAAUAUACAGCAAGAGUCGCCCAACUUCAAACCCAUAAACGAAAAAGAAAACACCAUAUACAGCAUCCAACUCAUAGUAUGAGAAUGUCUAUGAAAAGUUCAAAAAGAACUCAACGAGAAAACAAAGAGAUCAGAUUAUGUUUGGGAUGUACCAAGAAAUUCCGUGGCCUUACUUCUAAUGAUCAGUCAGUACAUGGAAUAUUGAUUUAUAGGUCAUAUCCUUCCCAAUUGAAGGAUCUCAUCCGAACAACAAAGAGAAACAUUACUGAAAUCCAGGGCUACUAG
Spathaspora passalidarum NRRL Y-27907 is the source of this 2487-nucleotide messenger RNA. RefSeq names its product histone demethylase. Gene Ontology annotation, cellular component: nucleus. Lineage: Eukaryota; Fungi; Ascomycota; Pichiomycetes; Serinales; Debaryomycetaceae. The coding region runs from base 1 to 2487 and encodes 828 amino acids. The record is from RefSeq and is a predicted model, not a curated record. The transcript has a single exon. Gene Ontology annotation, molecular function: histone demethylase activity; DNA binding. Gene Ontology annotation, biological process: chromatin remodeling.